AUGGAACGGGGGGAGACGAAAAAUAAUCCUGAAUCAUCACCAGACACAGGUGACUUUCUGUCAAAAUGCAUAGGUAGCUUAAUAAUUAUGUAGACGAAAAACGUGCUAACUCUGCUAGUCAAACUCAAAUCAGCAAAUUAUUUCCCGCAAUUUCUCAGAAAAUGUGGAGCAUUUAGAGGAUCGUGCUUUGGCGCCCUCAUGUGGCGAUCAAAGGGACAGCACAGGGGAUGCGGCUUGGAAGUCCACGUCCUCAUGCCAUGACAUCAACAUGAUGGAUCAGAAGCUCAGACCCAUUGAACAGCAACUCCAGUACCUGCUGAAUAAGGCGGAUGAGUUUCAGGCACAUCUUUUAUACAGGUAACGUUAGAGUCAGUUAGGAAAGUUGUUAAUGUAGUCUAAGAUAAUGAUAGGUAAAGGUUAGGUGAGUCAAUGAUUAGCGCACCUAAACUAUACAAUUGCAUCUAGUGGUGUUUCAAGUUAUUGUUUAUUAUUUAUCAAAAGGAUUAAAGUAAUACAUAAUGAAUCCCUGUCCUGUGACAUAAACAUGUGUGUGUGUUGUCUGCAGACGUGACAAUCUGCAAAAGGAAAACUUUGCUCGUGUGGUGCCUACUUUCCUGCGGACCUGUCAGCCCUACUUCACUUACCUGGAGUCGACCGCUCGCAGCUCCCUGCCCCAGCGCACGCCUCUGCCCGUGUACAUCCGCUCACGAGUAAGAGCCUUUCGAAACACAAUCCUACUCACCUGAAUCCGGGUAGGACAAAACUGUCCCUCUUUAUUGACAAGUGUUGCUGAAUCGCCUCUCUAUCCUCAAUUCAUGCACCUUGGUUGGAAAGUGAGGUAGCGGCAGUGAUCCCUUCCCUUUGCACUGUUUAUUGAUAUUAAAUGUAUUCUACACUUCACACAAACAUAAAUGUCUCUGUGAAUCAACUCUGGUCAAGAAUAAAGGCUUAUGAGAGGUUUGAGAAAUAAUAGAGAAAAAUCAAGAGAUGCUGUAAACUGAGAGUGGUGUGUAUUGAGUAAUUGUGUGUAUUUGUCUGUCUGUCUGUCUGUCUGUCUGUCUGUCUGUCUGUCUGUCUGUCUGUCUGUCUGUCUGUAUUUAUUUAUUUUAUUUAUUUAUUUAUUUAUGUGUUUGUCCAUCUCUCCAGUUGUUAGACUUCUCCCAGCAGCUGUGUGCGAGGCUGGAGCAGCUGGUCUUGACCUACGCCUCCUUUGACUUUCUCUCUCUGGAGGAGGCUGAGCCGGCCAGGUGCUGUACUUACCAGAAGAGGCUGGUGGGAGGAGCUAUAGGACGGCCUCAUUGUAAUGUCUGGAGUAGAGUAAAUGGAAUGGAGUCAAACAUGUGGUUUUCAUAUGUUUGAUGUGUGUGAUACCAUUUAAUUUAUUCCAUUCCAGCCAUUACAAUGAGCCCGUCCUCAUAGCUCCUCCCACCAGCCUCCUCUGGUACUUACACCAUAACAUCUGAAGGCAGUGAGCCACUAAACACACACAUAGGCACAUACAGACGCAUAGCGCCGCUGUCGGGUGAAAACCUCAUCUCCAAAACAGACACUUUUCAGGAAAUUGAAAAAAACUCCCAUAUUAGACUAUUUUUAACGAACAUACAAUUUCGAGAUUUCAGAAGCUAUUUUGAAUACAUUUUCUUGGUCCUAGAGUUAUGAAAUGUUCAGAGUACACUGAGGAAAGUUAGUGCUUUCAACACAAAAUUUUAGUUACAAGGUUUUCAUCAGACAGCGACGAUAUGUACCAACACUACUUGAAUACCUGUAUUUAGAUCCACAAAUGGAACAUUCUGGAGUAUGAGCCAAAUAUUUUAGAGGACAGCUGCUUGGACUUGUCAAUCCUUAUUCUCAUUCGUCUGACAUUCAUUCCACAAUCCUUCAUCCAGCCAUUUAUGUAUCUAUCAUUCUCCCCUCUCUCCAUUCCAGUAUCUCCCAUUUCUACAUAGGCAAGUGUCAGAUAGACAGUGUGAGGCUGUCCAUAUACCGGUACUGUUGUCCAGCCCCGUACCUGGCUGGGGUCGACACUGGCCUGUACAAACGCAUGCGCUGGAAUGUGGAGAGACCCAGAGAGAGCCUACAGCAGGAAACUGAUGGCGAGAUGGAGGGAGAGACAGUGGAGGACAAGCCAGUGGCAGGGAAAGAGAGAGCCACCAAGACAGAGUAGUGAGUGAGAGCGAGAGAGAGGGGGAGGUAGAGAAAGGGUUAAAGUAAGGCAUAACAUGUCAAUAAACAAUAAUUGUAGUACAAUAUUAGUGCCAAGAAUACUUUGGGACUCUUUUGAACUGAGAUGUUGGAUGACAAUGUACAUUUUGGAAUUCAGGCCUAAGAACAGUUGAUCAGAUGGCAUCUCACUGCCUGUGUCUGUGUCUGUAUUUGUGUGUGACUGUGUGUGUUUCUCGAGCAGCUACUUCCUGUGCUACGAGGACGUCCCAGAGGAGCCCACUGAUGGGGGCGAUGGAGAGGGUAAAGGGGAGACGGUUGCUAUAGGCAACGUGGUCAGGAUGUGGUCAAUCGGUCAGUGGGUCCAAACACAGCCGGAACCUGUGACAGACGACAUCUACGAA
This is a messenger RNA of Coregonus sp. 'balchen', 2564 nucleotides long. Lineage: Eukaryota; Metazoa; Chordata; Actinopteri; Salmoniformes; Salmonidae. The record is from the annotation of a GenBank genome assembly.